GCUGCCGCUGCCGCUGCUGCAGGUCGUUCUAUUGAGUGUUCAGGGCAGAAGACAGUUGUGGUACCAUGCGAAUGGUUGCUCCUGGUUCAACUGCUGAUGUUGUUGGUGCUAAUGAUAUGGCCUAGAAUGGGUUUAACAAAGGAAUGCUCUCGCUGCUCUUGGUUGCAUCAGCCAAACCGGAGUGUCUCUUUGUUUCUUUGCUAUAUUGGACCCGUGGUUGGGGCUCGGGUGGAGAGUAUUAGGGGGGGAUGGCGGGCUGGUUUAGUCAGGAUAAGAGGUGGUGUAUGCGAGUGUGAGCUGUGGGUGCGCGCGCAAGCGUGUGUUCCUGAAUAAUUAAAGGGCCGUCGACCGGAGAGAGACAGAGGGAUAUGGGAGGUAUGAACAAAAUAGGGUAAGAGCGGAGUCGGGGAAGGGGUAUGUGCCUUAAUAUUCCAGAUGAGAUGAGGGAUGGAAGAUGGGAUAGGAGAUGGGAGAUGGGAGAUGAGGGAUGAGGGAUGAGAGAUGAGAGAUGAGCGGGGAUGGCCAAGGGACCAAAAGAAAGAAAGCGAUCGACAAAGAAAAGAAGGCGAGACGAGGACGAGAGAAGAGGAGAGAGUGAAAAGGGAGG
Molecule: messenger RNA, 607 nt
Organism: Gamsiella multidivaricata
Lineage: Eukaryota; Fungi; Mortierellomycota; Mortierellomycetes; Mortierellales; Mortierellaceae
Exons: 2
Coding region: 97-333 (78 amino acids)
Source: RefSeq, a predicted model, not a curated record